GUUACGGCCCGUGUAAAUCAAAAACUCGAUAGUCAGAUUACGGAUACGGGAUUUAGUUUGCUGCAACUCAACUCCUCUGAAAGCAUCAAGCACUUCAUUCCUCAAGGAAUUUCACUAAAUAGCUCGUCAUUAGCCCAGAAUAACACCGAAACCAUCUGCAAACUCUUGGCCCCACGCCAUGGUUACAUCUUUUCCUUCCAGGUUCAAAGCGUGCGAAAGGAAGAUUCGUUCACAUGCAAACGAACUUAUGGAAAAAGUAAUGUUGUGUCCUGUUUUUCACAGGAUCUCUGCCUUCAAAGGGGUCUUGGAGGAAUUUUAACCUGCCCUAACUCAAUUCUGGGAUUCUACACUGAAGGUGCCGAUUGCUAUCAAGGUCAAAUUGGUUGGCCAGUAAUGGCAUCUCUUGUUACGCCUGAAAUUAGAAAUUGGAUAAAAUAUACUGUGAGUAUGGGACAUGCAUAUCAAUGUGGGUAUUCUCCAAAUGAGAAGAGUCAAUCCUUCCAUUGGUAUACCUAUUUUAAUCGAACCCAAUCUUCUGAAGGCAUAUGUCUGGUUGCCUACGUGAGAAAUGAUACAUUUCCCCUGGUUACAUCCGUCCAAUGCCUCAAACAAUGUAUGAAUUCAAUACUCCCUAAAGCGGAUGGAGAACUCGGUUGUGGAUUAGAUGAAUAUGAACCUGAUAUGAAGUUAUGCCCGGCUAAGAAAAUAAUUCAAAGACUCUCGUCACCAAAAUCUCCGUGGACGCAGUGUUUGAUAGCAUAUCUAACUUCGGCUACUGAAAAGGAGAUUAGAUUUGAGCCGGUGAGAAUUGGUGCUUUUAAGGAUUGUGAUGGAGAAGGUUUCUACAAUCCGUUUUUGGCUGACACUAAUCUUUGCGUCAGAGCAAUGGAAGACGACGGUGUUCUGAACUGUUCUUCAUGGGGAGAAGCAGGUUUGGUACAAUGUAAGAGAAGUUCUGAUGGAUUAUGGGAGUUUUUGGGCUUUACCAAAUCCUGUUCAGCUCGAAGGCCCCGACGUCGUUGGUUCAUACGAAGUUUGGAGCUUUAA
Molecule: messenger RNA, 1047 nt
Organism: Rodentolepis nana
Lineage: Eukaryota; Metazoa; Platyhelminthes; Cestoda; Cyclophyllidea; Hymenolepididae
Source: the annotation of a GenBank genome assembly